This is a messenger RNA of Caenorhabditis remanei, 366 nucleotides long. RefSeq lists its product as uncharacterized. Gene Ontology annotation, molecular function: protein heterodimerization activity. The transcript is spliced from 2 exons. Gene Ontology annotation, biological process: transcription by RNA polymerase II. Gene Ontology annotation, cellular component: transcription factor TFIID complex. The coding region runs from base 1 to 366 and encodes 121 amino acids. Lineage: Eukaryota; Metazoa; Nematoda; Chromadorea; Rhabditida; Rhabditidae. The record is from RefSeq and is a predicted model, not a curated record.
AUGGAUGAUGAUGAGGAUCUGUUCGCUUCUGAUGUUGAAGACGACAAGGAGAAAACUGUGAAUCCAGAAGACAAGAAGCACGCGUUGAGAAGAGAUCUCCGCACAAUGGUUUAUGGAUUCGGCGACGAUAAGGAGCCGUACGACAAAACCCUCGACGUGUUGGAGGCGAUAGUUCUGAACUACAUCAAGGAGUUGUGCCAACUUGCAAUGAAAGUCGGAAAGCCAGACAGAAUGGCACUCGAGGAUAUUCACUAUCUGAUCCGUCGUGAUCAGAAGAAGUUCUCCCGUGUCAAGGAUCUUCUUUCAAUGUCGGAGGAGUUGAAGAAGGCCAGAAAGCAGUUCGACGAAGUGAAACCAAUUUUAUAA